This is a messenger RNA of Phlebotomus papatasi, 2008 nucleotides long. Its product is annotated as gastrulation defective protein 1 homolog. NCBI's taxonomy places the organism in Eukaryota, Metazoa, Arthropoda, Insecta, Diptera, Psychodidae. Gene Ontology annotation, biological process: regulation of DNA double-strand break processing. Gene Ontology annotation, cellular component: nucleus; site of double-strand break. Gene Ontology annotation, molecular function: protein binding. Bases 88 to 1986 code for a protein of 632 amino acids. The record is from RefSeq and is a predicted model, not a curated record. The transcript has 3 exons.
CUCUAGUGGCAUUUUAUCCGUUUCAGUGUUUUGUUUUGAAAUUCAUUCCCAUAAAAUUUUUGCAAAAAAAAUAAGCAAAAACUUGUAAUGAACAGACCGAAAAUCACAUUUGGGAAGAUCAGUUUCACCAAAGCAUCUAGUAGCAUUGAAAAUUCAGUGGAAGGGUCACAGAAUGAAGGAUUUGGGACUUUUGGCAAAAAUGCUCCAGUGAAUAAGCUGAAUGAGGCAAUAGAGGAGAUCACAGAUGACCUGGAGAGUCAACAUGUGAAGGAGGUGAUGGGAAUAUCGGGAUUUGGGAGGAAAGCAAAGAGUUUUGACAUUGCCGAACAGAUUGCAAAAGCCAGGCAUACAGCUCCCGCACCAAAAGUCCCAGAAAAGGCUCCAGAGAUCCCUGGAGACGAGGAGGAGGAUGAUGAUGAAGUGAUAGGACCCCUGCCACCAGCAGAUUUCACCGUGGAUAAGGGUAAGCAUGAAGAGAAAAAGGGAAGUGACAGUGAGGAGAGUGAAGACGAAGAGGACGAGGACGAGAGCCUUGUAAAGCGUAUUCCUGCCAGCCACGAGGUGGCAAUGCAGCAUGGAUCCCGGGCAGUAAUUGCUCUCUCGGCAGAUCCUUCAGGAGCCCGCCUGGCUUCCGGGUCUGUAAAUUAUGAUUUAUGCUUCUGGGACUUUGCCGGAAUGGAUACGAGUAUGAGGGCUUUCCGGACGCUCCAGCCCUGUGAGAACUAUCCCAUCCGAGGAAUUCAGUACUCAGUGACUGGAGAUAGGAUUUUAGUCGUCUCAGGGAAUUCACAAGCCAAGAUCUUGGACAGGGAUGGAUUUGAGAAGAUGGAAUGUGUCAAGGGAGAUCAGUACAUUACGGAUAUGGCCAGGACGAAGGGGCACACAGCUCAGCUCACAGCUGGAUGUUGGCAUCCUGGGAGACGAGAUGAAUUCCUCACCAGUUCCCUGGAUGCUACUCUGCGCGUCUGGGAGGCAGCCAGUGGGAAGCAACAGAAGAAUGUUAUCAAAACUCGAGCUCAGGGAGGUCUCAAGACCCUGCCACACAGCUGCACAUACAAUCGCGAUGCCACGCUCAUUGCAGCCGGAUGUGCUGACGGGUCUAUUCAGAUGUGGGAUACCAGGAAAAUGUUCGUCAACACGACGCAUUGCGUCCGGGAAGCUCAUUCCCGAGGCAGUGAAAUCUCCUGCGUCACUUUCUCCCAUCUGGGCACUCAGCUGGCUUCCAGGUCCUGCGAUGGGACAAUGAAGCUCUGGGACAUGAGGAAUCUUCGUGAGUCAGUGUUCUCCUUUGGAGAUCUCUAUGCGAGGUACGAUACAACUGAUUGCGUCUUCAGUCCCGAUGACGCCAUCCUCGUAACAGGAGAAUCUUUAGAACGAGACAAGGAAGCAGCCACUAUUCAAUUCUUCGACACAAAGACCAGCGAGAAAGUGCAAGAGAUCCCUGUUACAGAUUCCCACGUCAUUAAGGUUCUCUGGCAUCCGAAGCUCAAUCAGAUCUUUGUGGCCUGCGGCAAUGGCACAAUAAAGUGCUUCUAUGACGAUAAGAGGAGUCUCAGAGGGGCUAAACUGUGCGUCGUGAAGACGUAUCGCAAGAAGAAGCACGUUGAAGUCGUAGGAACAACUCAGGUAAUUACUCCUCACGCCUUGCCGAUGUUCCGGCAAGAGAAGAGCCGCUCGAGUCGGAAGAAGAUGGAAAAGGAUAGAGCAGAUCCGGUAAAGUCGAGGAAGCCCGAUCUGCCAAUCACUUCUGGCCAAGGUGGCCGUGUUGCUUCUUCUGGAGGCACUCUCAGUUCCUACGUCAUCCGGAACUUGGGGCUGAGUAAGCGCGUGGACGACGACCAAGAUCCCCGAGAAGCUAUUCUGAAGUAUGCCAAGGAAGCAGCAGAGAAUCCCUACUGGAUAGCUCCAGCUUAUGCAAGAACACAGCCCAAGCCCAUUUUUGAUAGUGAAGAUGGGCCAGAGGCCAAGAAACAAAAGACGGAAUAAAGUUAUAAGUAUAAAUGUUAAA